GCAGUAUUUCAGUCAGAGCUGAUCACUCUUCACUCGCUCCAGGAAAUUGUUGAGAAUCUUCUGUGAGGUUCAUACAUUCAGCCCAGCAGCUUUUAAAGAUGUCAGGUGAGUUAAAUUUUAAUUAUUUACAAAACACAUAUGAAGGACUCCAAAUACAAUUUUUGUUAAAGAUAAUAACAAAAUAUGACAAAAUUAGAAAUAUGCAAAAAUAGAAAUAUGUGACUUAAAACUACAACAUCGUCCAAUCAGCUGAUGGCUGGUGUAUUUGAAAAUCAGUUUUAACAGCAUUUAUUUUUUCAGUGGCACACAAUUGACAUACGUCAGCUUUAAUCAAUUACAUUUAAAAUCCAUUUCUAACAUUGAUGAGAUUUCCUGUUCAAAAGACAUAUAAUUAUUGACAACAUUUUCUGUAAAGCAUGUUUGAAUCGAGGUGUUUUACCUUGAAAAGUGCUAUACAAAUGACUUAUGUAAAAUGUCUGUAUAUAAAAUCUCUAUAUGGUGAAAAAAAAUGAAACACUGUUUAUUGUUAGUUUUGAAUUAUUAUUAUUAUGAUUGAAGUAGCCUUUGAAAUGCUUAAUGUUCACAGGUGAAAUGACUCAGCCAGACGAGAUGUCGCUGCAGAAACUUGAAGCUCUUAGUGAUGAACUGCAACAAAGUACUGGGGAACUGAACUCCGAAUUUGUCAAAAAACAUCCAAUUCUCAUUAGUAAAAUAAAGGAACUGAAUGACAUCACCAAUGAUCUUGAAAUCAUGCACAAAGGCACUACAGUGGGCAGUUUGGUAGGAUCAACAAUAGGAGCGGCUGGAGGAGUCACAGCACUAGUAGGUCUGGGUUUAUCAUUUAUCACAUUUGGUGCUUCUUUAGCUGUUUCUGCUGUUGGUGCAGUUGUUGGAGUAGUUGGAGGAGUUACAGGUGCAGCAUCUAACAUCUCUAACAUGAUCCUGCAGAAAAAACUACGUGGAAAUAUUGAGAAGAUCAUCAAUGAUUUCCAGAGCACAAUUGACCCAAUGAUUGAGCAUCUGAGUACAAUUUCUAACACCAUAGAUGAGCUUCAGCAGGAAGGGCAGAAAUAUUCUGUGCUAAAUAAGGCAAUAAUGACAAGUGUGAGAUCCGUUAAGACCGUUUCAAGCAUUACGAAACUUUUAACUAUACUGCAAACUGCUAACAUUGGGAAAACAGCCGCAAAAGCUGCCAAAACUCUCAAAGUAGUUGGGAGAGUAUCUGGUGUAAUCUCAGCUCUAUUUCUUGCUCUUGAUGUUUACAGUAUUGUUUGUGAUUCAAUAGAGAUCUCUGAAAUAAAUAAAAAAGAAAACGAGAGAAAAGCAGAAGAAUUCAAAUCAGAAACUCUAAAAUUUAUUCUUCAGAUGAGAGAAACAGCUGCUCAAUUUCAGGAGACUCUGGAUGAAAUUAAAAGUGCCAGAGAUGAUAUUAACAGAGUUACAGAUCAGUUGAAAUCAGUUUAGAAAUGCUUGAACCUGGUAUUAUCAAUUUACUGACACUCAUUAAACUGAAAUCUUUAAAAGUGUAUAAAAUGCUUACAUAUUCUUAAAUUUUCUACUGUGGAUCUGCUCAUGCUUUCAGGACUAGUGUUUCAUACAAAGAUUUUCAUUUGUGGAAAAUGUGGUGGAAAAUAUGUCAAAUAUGUAUUUCAAUUCAUUUUUAACGUGACAAAUUAUUGUUUUUAAAUACUGUUAUUCUUUCAAAUAUUUUAUUUUUAAUUUAUUUACUUUUUUCUUGUUUUCUGGUUCUCUAUGCUCUUGGAUGAACUCUGUUUGCAACCAGUCUUUGUAAAUGAACCACUGGCUUUGGAGUUUGGAUUCUGUUCAUGUCUUGUGAAAUUCAAUGGGUAUACAUUUAGCCCUUUUGUCAAGAUGUCAAGAUCAAAAUAUCGCUUGCAAAAUUAAGCAUGUGUGCAUGCUAAAUAAAUGUACAUCUGA
Molecule: messenger RNA, 1938 nt
Organism: Megalobrama amblycephala (Wuchang bream)
Lineage: Eukaryota; Metazoa; Chordata; Actinopteri; Cypriniformes; Xenocyprididae
Product: apolipoprotein L3-like
Exons: 3
Coding region: 577-1464 (295 amino acids)
Biological process (GO): lipid transport; lipoprotein metabolic process
Cellular component (GO): extracellular region; membrane
Molecular function (GO): lipid binding
Source: RefSeq, a predicted model, not a curated record